This is a messenger RNA of Tachysurus fulvidraco (yellow catfish), 3090 nucleotides long. RefSeq names its product R-spondin 2 (gene rspo2). The transcript is spliced from 5 exons. NCBI's taxonomy places the organism in Eukaryota, Metazoa, Chordata, Actinopteri, Siluriformes, Bagridae. The coding region runs from base 1124 to 1861 and encodes 245 amino acids. The record is from RefSeq and is a predicted model, not a curated record.
UUAGGAGUCUCCACGUGACAGCAGCGCUGAGCUUAUAUAGUAAAAGCGGCCCAAGCAUCAGCACCACUAAGCUUCACCUCCUCAUCAGCCGACAGCUACGGAGCCUUUAUGUGCUGCCCAGGCGGAGAAAAGCCACACGUCGACCUCACACACGGCUUCACGAUCACUAACGAGCUUCAGGUGUUCGACAUAACUGUGUGUGUGUGUGUGUGUGUGUGUGUGUGUGUGUGUAUGUGAGUGAGUGAGUGAGUGAGUUGGGGUUUUUUUUGUUGUUGCGGACGACAAAAAUCCCGAGGCACUUUUUCCCCUCGAUCGGCGGAGCAGCACGUGAAGAGCGAGUCCUGUUUCCGAGCGCAGUGUGUGAUGAGCUGUGAAUAACGGAUCCACGCCGGGGUUUGGACUGACAAACUUUCUCCCGGUGAGAGGGAUGCUCUGUGCCCUAACUCAACUUUGGCCUUCUGAAGGAACUUGAUAUUAGUUUUUCAACCGGAUCGGACUUUUUUUUUUUUUCUGUGCUCAUUUUUCUAACUCUUGUUUCUCGCAGGUAGCCUUAUGUCAUCUUGUAUGUAAGCGUGUGUGUGCGCGUGUGUGUGCGUGUGUGUAGCUUAUAUUGAAGGCAUCAUCCUGAUUUAAACGUUUUGCCGAACAUGUCUGCUGGCGAUCUGCGCAACGUUACGACACAACGCGACCACCAGAUAACGUUGAUGUAUUAUAAACUGCUUUGUGUGCGCUAAAUGACUGUUUUGCUGAUGAAUUACGAAUCUUCACCCUCCGCUAUAGGCUGUUCUAUAUCCGCUCAGUCUUGCACUGACUUACAUAAUCUCAUUCUAACUCUUUCCAUAGGGAACGGGAGUGUUCUUCUUCUAGCCUAUGAUUAACCCUGUUUCGUGCACUAUUUAACACGCUUGAUAAAAAAAAAAAAAUGACAUUAGUCGCUGAUGAGAAACUCUUUCCCGUCUGAUAAUCGACACGCUGAAGUAUGGACUUCUAAACUUCCCAAUCAACUCUAGGAACAAUCUGUAGGCAACAUUCAAACCUUAAACACGGACCUUGAGGACUGUGCACGGGAAAGACAACACUUUUGGCACUUCUGACUGAGUCGAGAGAACGCACAGCCGCCCAGAUGCAGUUUCGACUCUUCUCCUUUGCUCUGAUCGUGUUGAACUGCAUGGACUACAGUCACUGUCAGACGCAGGCGCAUCGCUGGAGAAGGAACAAAAGAGCUAGCUAUGUUUAUCCACCCUGCAAAGGCUGCUCAGUGUGUUCGAAGGAUAACGGGUGUAUGACGUGCCAGCCCAAGCUCUUCCUUUUCCUGAGGAGGGAGAGGAUGAGGCAGUACGGCGAGUGUCUCCAUGUUUGCCCCUCUGGCUACUAUGGCACCCGUGGGCCGGAGAUCAACAUGUGCUCAAGAUGUAGGAUAGAUAACUGUGAGACCUGCUUCAGCAAAGAGCAUUGUACAAAGUGCAAGCCUGGAUUUUACUUGCACAAAACCCGCUGCUAUGAGAAGUGUCCAGAGGGCUUUGCUCCACUGGAUGACAGCAUGGAGUGUGGAGAGGGCUGUGAGGUGGGUCAGUGGAGUGAGUGGGGGACGUGCACCAGGAGAAACAAAACAUGUGGCUUCAAGUGGGGAUUGGAGACUCGCACACGACACAUUGUGAAGAAACCACCAAGGGAUACGAUACCGUGCCCUACAAUUGCUGAGUCCAGAAGGUGCAAAAUGCCUAUGCGACACUGCAGGAAAGGGGGAUCGGGGAAGCACAAGCCCAAAGAUCAGAAGAAGAAGUCCAACAAGCAGAGGCUGCGUUUCCGGGCUCAGAACCACCACAGUGACCACCUGGCCUCAUUGAGGGCCAGCCAGUAAAGACUGAGAUUUCCACAUGGAACGAAGAUCAGAAAGCUGCUACCCGCUGCUCAACACACAUUCGUACAUACACACACACACACACACACACACACACACACACACACACACACACACACACACACACACAAACACGAAUGCAGUUCCUCAUAGUCUCUUAAGCUGUACACACACAUUCACACAUGCGCUGUGUAUUCGUACCUCCUGCUGCUUCCAUUGUGCCGGUGCCCCAACGCGUGACCCUUCUCAACAUCAUCGAGCCGUACAGCAGCUGUUGAUACCCAGUCUGAGCUGAAAGAUGAGGAAAACAGAGCUGAACAAGGACUGAAGGAGUCAUGGACUUUAAGGUUGGAGGAUGAGCAAUGAGCAAGUGAGAGAGAGAGAAAGAGAGAGAGAGAGAGAGAGAGAGAGAGAGAGAGAGAGAGAGAGAGAGAGAGAGAGAGAGAGAGCAGGAGGAGAAAUGAUAGAAGGAGGGUGGAUGGAGAGAAUAAUGUGUUGAGAAGAAAGAGACUUGUCUAUAUUUAUGUAAAACAAUGUGCGCAUUGAUGGAGGCAGAGUGUGCCAUGUAAUGCCUUUUUGGUUGUCUCUGUACAUUUUUGAGAGUAAUCCAGUAUAAUGUGUAGUUGCAAAGUAUUUUAUUCUCGGCACAAGAUGUUUACGUCCAGACUGCUUUAUGCUCUAACUGUAUAUUGUGGAUAAUAAAAAUUUAGUUGUUCACCUAGCAUGGCCACAAGCUCAUGUGUACAUAGUUGGUGAGUUUAUCUAAUGAUAUUACUAAAAUAAAACAUUACUGUAUUUUCAGUAUUGAACUCCUUCACCAUUAAAAUGUGUUAGUAAAAGGUUAUAAUACCAGCUACAGAUUUAAGAUAAAAAAAAUAAACAAAAAAUACAUAAAUAAAACUUAGCCUUCACAUAGCUAUUACAUUUAUAUGGUAUAUAUUUGAUUUAUUUAUUGAUUUUGAUUUUGUACUUUUGUUUGUGUUUUCCGUGACAGUUUUGUCUUUGUAUCUGUUACUACUCUGUGCUGAAUUAUUCUUUGAACACUUAUAACAAUACAGAUAUCUCCACCAGUGAAACCCGUUUCUGUCAGAUGUGUCUAAUAACUGUUCUUUAGAAGAACUUUCCAUGCUUUAAGCUUUAAACUGACCCAUAAUAGAGCAGCUGAAAUAUUAUAGGCAAUGGAAUGACAAUGUAUAUAUGAUGUUCUAUUAAAAAUGCAAUUCAUGCCA